Messenger RNA from Suillus fuscotomentosus, 234 nucleotides. RefSeq lists its product as uncharacterized. The transcript has a single exon. Lineage: Eukaryota; Fungi; Basidiomycota; Agaricomycetes; Boletales; Suillaceae. The annotation marks the transcript as partial. The record is from RefSeq and is a predicted model, not a curated record.
AUCACAAAGGCAAAAUUUCACUUCCUGGUCCACAUCCCGGCGUACAUACGACAUUUUGGUCCUGCUCUCCUCUUUUCUACAGAACGUUUCGAAUCCUUCAAUCAUGUAUUCAGAUUAGCAGCAAUCUACAGUAACCGCCAGGCUCCAAGUCGUGACACGUGCAAUGCAUUUGCCAUGCAGGACAUUGUCAAGCACAUCGUUACAGGAGGUUUUUGGGUAGAUCCGAAAACAAAA